Actinia tenebrosa (Australian red waratah sea anemone) is the source of this 1564-nucleotide messenger RNA. RefSeq names its product mediator of RNA polymerase II transcription subunit 6. Gene Ontology annotation, cellular component: mediator complex. Gene Ontology annotation, biological process: regulation of transcription by RNA polymerase II. The record is from RefSeq and is a predicted model, not a curated record. Gene Ontology annotation, molecular function: transcription coregulator activity. NCBI's taxonomy places the organism in Eukaryota, Metazoa, Cnidaria, Anthozoa, Actiniaria, Actiniidae.
AUAACGAGGGUGUACGAACCAUAUCACACAGGAAGACCGUGUAACAAACAAGGAAGACAAGAUGGCGGCCGACACAACAGAGAAUGAGCUCGGGGUUUCAUGGCACGACAGCGCGUGGAUCCCAAUACUAAACCCAGCUAAUGUAUUAGAAUAUUUUUCACAGAGAACUAAUCCUUUCUAUGAUAGAACUUGUAAUAAUGAAGUCGUUAAAAUGCAACGGUUGGACCCGUCAGCACUACAAUCUAUGGCAGGCAUUGAAUACGAAGUAAUCCACGUACAAGAUCCUAUUCUAUUCGUUAUACGCAAACAACAAAGACAUUCUUCUACUCAUGUUACUCCAAUUGCCGAUUAUUAUAUUCUUGCUGGCAUCGUUUAUCAAGCACCUGACUUGGGCUCUGUUAUCAAUUCAAGAAUGCUCUCAGCAUUACAUAACUUUGAGUCUGCAUUCAAAGAAGCGGUAUCCUAUUCCAGGUAUCAUCAAUCCAAGGGUUACUGGUGGCAGUUUAAGGACUCUCAAAAAAACCCAGAUUCUAAAACCACAACAGAAAAGAAGACAAGUCAAGCCAGUUCUCUUUUCCAGAGAGAAGGGGUUAAUCAACUUUUAGGUGAAUUGUCAAAGAGGUUUCCUCCAAGUCUUAUCAAGGCUUCACAAGUGAAUACAACGACUGCUGGAACAGCUACCGCUCAAAGCAAAGAGGCAGAGGAGCCAGGAACAGAGACAGAGGCAACAAAAGAUGCAACAUCUACUGACGCAGCCCCUGUAUCAAACGAAAACACUGUAAAUGGACUUUCUAAUAUACCUUCAUCAUCAAUAUCAAAGACAGUAGUAAAUGUUCCUGUACAGGGAGGAGUCAAAAGAGGAGCUGAUGGUGUUGCUAAGCAACCACCUCUUAAGAAAAAGAAACAAUAGUAUGAAAUGUCCAAUGAACCAUUCACAGUAGCUGGUGAGGAGAAUAGCUGGUGAGGAGAAUAGCUGGUGAGGAGAAUAGCUGGUGAGGAGAAUAGCUGGUGAAGAGAAUAGCUGGUGGGGAGAAUAGCUGGUGAGGGGGAUAGCUAGUGGGGAGAAUAGCUGGUGAGGAGAAUAGCUGGUGGGGAGAAUAGCUGGUGAGGAGAAUAGCUGGUGAGGAGAAUAGCUGGUGAAGAGAAUAGCUGGUGAAGAGAAUAGCUGGUGAAGAGAAUAGCUGGCGUAUGGUUGGUCAUAUCUAAUUUUUAAACAUUAGACAGGAAAACAGUACCAUUGAACAAAAAACUGGUCAAGAGAAUCAGAUGGUGUUGCCACUGUAUGUAACCACCUCCAAAGAUAAAGAAUCGUUAAUAUGCACAUCCAACAAUGAACUCUACCAAAAUAGCUGGUGAGGAGAAUUACAAGUAUAUGGCUGUUUCUGUGUUAUUGACAUAAAGYACAAGAAUCCAUACAUACAUAGUCCUUAGAGUUCAACAGAAUGAACACUUACAUUCCAUUGUAAAACUUGUACAUAAUUAUAGUUCAUAAAACAGUAUUUGAAUUGUCUGUAAGUUAUGAAAUAGAAAGAAUUGAUAAUAAAAUCUGAAUUUUGGAAGAGUU